UAUCAGCACAAAUAAGAAUUAGUAGCAAAUCAGUAAACUUUAUUCAUAUCCUUUAUUCUUUUAUUUCAGCUUGAAACACAUUACAGUCGCUAGAACCUUAAUGGUCAUAACUGGACUCUGGAAAUUUGAGAAAGGAUCAUUAAGCAAACGGCGACAUUUAUGCUAUAAAGCGUAUUCUUUAUUUAUGCAAUUAUACUUUACCUGCUUUAUAGUAUGUCUUGUUAUGGGAUUGAGAGAUGCAAUACAGCCAGUCGAAAAAAUAGACGCAUUGGGAAUCAUAUUGUUCUGUGUGGUCAUGUUUAUAAAAGUAAUCAUUUGCCAAAGAGAGAAUAUAGCUCAAAUAUUGACCCACAUUGUAAAAUAUGAUGAAAAACUAGACAAAUUAGAUAAGGAAAAUUUGAAAAUCUAUUAUUCAAUUGUUAGAUACAACACGAUUUUCUGUUUGACUUUAUUUUUCUUUUCUGGAAUGUGCGGUGUGACUCUUGUUUUCUUUAAACUCGUCGUAUAUAAACACUCUUUAAAUCAAGCAACUUUAGGACUUAUAAACGAUACUGAAAUUCUGAAACCAUUACCAUAUUACAUAUGGCGGCCAAUUGAUUAUAAAGAGCAUUACUUCGCUGCAUUCAUAUUGGAUAUUGUGACGGCAUCUAUCGGUUGCACGUAUAAUACCUCCACACAAAUUGUUUAUUUAACUCUACUAACGUUUAUAAUUGGUCAACUGAAGAUUCUUCAAGUUAACUUCCGAAACUAUGGAUUUGUGUGUUCUCAGAAAAGUACCGAUAAAGAGAAAUUUUAUUAUCUACGAAAUCUGAUUAUCGAACAUCAAAGAAUUAUAUCAUUCGUUAAAGAAUUAGAUGAUAAUAUGAAAUAUUUAUUAUUCUUAGAAUUUACAAUAAAUCCAAUUCAAAUUACUUCGAGCUUAUAUGAAAUAUUAGUGUUUAAAUUAGACACCAUGCUGCCAUUUAGAAUAACUCUGCUUUUUUGUAUGAUGCUUCAAAUAUUUGUAUUAACAUGGCAUGCAAAUCAAAUUCAAAUUUACAGCAUGGGAGUAUCUCAAGCAGUAUACGACAGUGACUGGUAUGAUCUUCCACAAAGAAUUAAACAUCAUUUAUUAGUAAUCCUGAUGAGAGCGCAAAAGCCUUUAACACUUUCUGUAGGACCAUUCUUCGUUUUAACUAAUAGUGCAGCAGUCACUGUAAGUACCUAUUAUUAUUGUUUUUAUAUAAUUUUUAACAUAAUUAUCGUCCAAUAUCCCGAACCUGGGAAAAUGACGAAAGAACGCUUAAAUUGUAUUUUAAUGUUCAAUACACUUUCCACAUUAAAUUGGUUUAGGAUAGACAAUGUCUUUGUUACUUUAAAUAAAAUAAAUGUAUGUCUAAUAAGUAGCCUGAACAACUUAUAA
Psylliodes chrysocephalus is the source of this 1402-nucleotide messenger RNA. The record is from the annotation of a GenBank genome assembly. Lineage: Eukaryota; Metazoa; Arthropoda; Insecta; Coleoptera; Chrysomelidae.